AUGGGAGGCCUUUUGGUAAUUGACAAUGGAACAUACGAAUGUAAAGCAGGAGCCAAUAAAGAUAUACCAAGUGUGAAAUUCCGCAACCAAAUAUACAGAACAAAAGGAAAGGAUGGCAAAGCAUUAUACUCAAUAUCUGUGGAUAAAAACCAGAAUACUCCAUCAACAGUAAAAAGUAUGUUUGAUGGAAUGGUUGUGUAUAACUAUGACGUAUUUGAAGGUACAAUUAAAUCAAUAAUGAAAGAAGUAAAAACUGGGUUAAAUACUAAAGAAAAGGAAGAUAUUAAAGAAUUAGUAAUAACUGAAUGCUUUUUAAACCCAAAAGUAUUUCAUGAUAUGGCUAUAGAAAGUAUAUUUAAUACAUUCUCAUUUAAAAAGGUGCAUAUAGGGUAUGAUAUGAUAUACUCGUAUGAGUAUAAUAUACAGAAUAAUUCAAAUAUGUCACUGGAUACAGAAGGAUUCAAAAGAGAAUUCUGUGAUGUAAUAAUUAGUAUGGGAUAUAUGGGAGUAUAUGUUAUUCCUGUAGAUCCUGUGAUAAAAAGUAUUUUAUAUGAAGAGAGUACUUAUAUGCCACUGGGGAGUUUGGCGGCACAGUAUAUCUUCUGUAGAAGUAUUUCUAAUAAGUACUGUGGUACGGGUGUAAAAGUACAGAAAGAAGAUGUAAUUGAGUACUUUAAGGAUUUAAAGGUACCACUGGACUACCUUGAAGAAAUAGAGGGAGUUGUACAUGAGGGAGUAGGAAAUGUUCAAAUAUUACAAAAGCCAGGGAAGGAGAAAACUGCACCUAUUAGGAAUUAUCCUAAAAGAAAACCAGCAGAAGAGAUCCGGAAAAAAACAAAGGCAUUGGUGGAUAAAGAGAAGAGUGAAGAGAGUACAGAAACUCAUAUAAGUGAUACUAUGACAUCGAAAGAGGCAGUUGAAGAGGAAGCAGAAGAAGUGGUUGAAACAGCAGAAACAAACAGUACACAGAAAGAGAGUGAAUUAAUGAAUGAAGAAGAACUAGCUAAGAAAUUAAAAAGAGAGAAACUCAUAAAGGGAGCAACUGAUCAUAGGAAUAAGCAGAAAAUACUGAAAUCCUUGGAGCGGCUUAGCUAUCACAUAUUUAUACUUGAAGACAGAUACUUGCUCAUAAACAACCCAGGAGAGUUUAUGAAGCUACGAAGGGAUCGGUUAGAGUACCUUGAAAAGAUAAUUAAAAAAAGGACUUUUGUAAGGAAUGAGUUGAAGAACAAGAAAAGUACGCACUCUCUGGCACUACUAAAGAAGUCUUUAGAGCACCCAGACACACAGUCGGAGGAUAACGUAUACUUACAGGAUAUUCAGGAUGCAUCACUUGAUGACAGUGCAAUUCUUGAAGAGAUUGAGCAAAUAGAUGGAUUCUUACGGGAAAAUGAUCCAGAGUACAUUAAAAAAGAGGAGAACCCACUUGAUAAAAUAAGGUACGGGUAUAAAGAGAAAGGAGGAAUAAACAUCAAUGUUGAGUUUAUACGAACAGCAGAAGCACUCUUUAAUCCUGCAAUUGUAGGGAUAGAGCAGCCAGGUCUCACUGAAAGUCUUUCUAACAUUAUGCACACUAAGGAUGUACGUAAUAUAUUCAUAACUGGAGGGUUUAGCCAAAUAAAUGGGUUGAAGGAAAGAAUCCAAAAGGAAAUCAUUCCACUGCGGUACAUGCCAAAUGAUCCAUGCAUUGUAUCUGCCUUAGACCCAGUGAAUGAUGCGUACCGUGGCGCAUUCCUUAAAUCAGAAUAUGCAAAGACGUACACAAAGAAAGAGUACAUGGAACAACAGGCAAAGAAAAAAGAGACAGAAAAUAAUAAUGACUAAAAUAGUUAUACCACAACAAUAUUCAUAAUAUACUAAUAUGCAUAUGGAACUGCCCAGAUUUAGCUGUAAUUUACAUGAAAAGUGCUUGUAUAAAAAUACACGUACAUAAAGCAUAAGUAAUCACUGUAAUAUUCAAUCACAUAACUUGAAAUAAUCGAAUUCUUUAAUAGAAUGUGCUGGUUAUUUGGGCUAUAUAGUAAUUACUGCAGUAUAGUAUAAAUAAGUACAUGACAAUUCAUAAAUAAAACCU
Messenger RNA from Nematocida parisii ERTm1, 2074 nucleotides. RefSeq lists its product as uncharacterized. Bases 1 to 1824 code for a protein of 607 amino acids. The record is from RefSeq and is a predicted model, not a curated record. Gene Ontology annotation, biological process: regulation of DNA-templated transcription. The transcript has a single exon. Gene Ontology annotation, cellular component: Ino80 complex; cytoplasm. NCBI's taxonomy places the organism in Eukaryota, Fungi, Microsporidia.